This is a messenger RNA of Pangasianodon hypophthalmus (striped catfish), 2865 nucleotides long. Its product is annotated as olfactory receptor 52K1-like. Gene Ontology annotation, molecular function: G protein-coupled receptor activity; olfactory receptor activity. Gene Ontology annotation, biological process: G protein-coupled receptor signaling pathway. The coding region runs from base 135 to 1082 and encodes 315 amino acids. The record is from RefSeq and is a predicted model, not a curated record. Lineage: Eukaryota; Metazoa; Chordata; Actinopteri; Siluriformes; Pangasiidae. The transcript has a single exon. Gene Ontology annotation, cellular component: membrane.
CAUAUAUCAGAUAAUACUGGUGCUGUGCUAGAAAUACACUUGUUAAUAUUAUGUUUUAAGACCUAACAUGUAAUUAUUGGUAGCAAUCCUGUCUCAACUGUGGUUCAGGAAAGAAUGUUUUGAGACUGAACAGCAUGCAAGGUUUCCCACCACAAAAUAUUUCAUACACAUCUUUUAAGCUAAAUGGCUUUCUGGCCUUGGGAGAAUGGAGACCCAUAUUAUCCAUACCUUAUUUCCUUAUGUUUUUAUUGUCUACUAUAUCAAACUCUAUUAUAAUAUAUUUAAUUGUAUCUCAGAAGACUCUACACUCACCAAUGUAUGUACUAAUAGGUUUUAUGGCUGUUGUGGACUUAUGUUGGCCAAUAUUUUUUGUACCAAGUUUGUUGCUCGACUUUUUAUUUGACUGGAAUGGAAUUUCUCUAGUGAGCUGUUUAAUACAAAUGUUUUGCAUUCAGAUUCUUGGUGCAUUCCAGUCUACUGUACUGGUGUGGAUGGCACUAGAUCGGUUCUUUGCUAUAUGCAGACCACUUUAUUAUCACAAAUACAUGCAAUUCAAAAGUUUUCUAAAGUUUAUUAUUGUGCCAGUUACCAGAAAUCUAUUCUUAAAUAUCAUAAUGACCUCUUUGGCUGGGAAAUUGAAUUUCUGUACAAUAAAUGAGAUAGAUCACUGUUUUUGUGAACAUAUGGGAUUGGUUCAGCUGGCAUGUGGAGAUACCUCUAUUAACAACCUAAUUGGCCUCGCAUCUGCUUUCCUUAUACCAACAUCAGAUUUUCUUUUCAUUACUGCAUCAUAUAUAAUAAUAUUUGCUUCUGUCAUGAAAUCAGGAAAAGCCCACUUGAAGGCUAUCAACACUUGUAUUACACAUAUUAUUGUCAUGACAGUCAAUUUAGCAUUUGCCUUGAUUGCUUUUAUGUCAUACAGAAUAAGAAAUAAUUUUUCUCCCAAUAUUCGUGUCUUUCUGAGUACUAUGUAUAUAUUAUUCCCAAGUUGUUUCAACCCAAUUAUUUAUGGAGUAAGAACAACUGAAAUAAGAAAACAGUUUCUUAAAUUUUUGAACCAUAUGAAAGUCUUACCACAGUAAUAUACUGAAGUGGGAUGGUGUAAUAAUUGCAGGGUUGUUUUGGUGUGCAUUUACUUGAAAGAACUUUUAUCUAUUUUAUCAAAUAACUGUUGUCUGAAAUGAUUAAAUGUCACGCCAGAUACACAGAAUGAAUUCUGAGCACUAAUACUGAAUAAUAUAUUUUAUUAGCAACAGUAAAUAUAUAGUUAAAAAUGUUACAUACUAAUAUGUUAAUAAAACAUAAUAUUAUAUUAUACAAUUGUAUACGGUACUAAGUUCUGUAUAUGUACAAUAGAUCUUCAUAGUCUCUAAUAGGUUAAUAUUUUGUAUGAAAUCACUGAGGCCAUAACCAUAUUUCAUCCCAAUAGAGUGAGUGAUUUUAGUGAUUUUAGAUGAGAUUGACAGUUGUUAGAUUCCGUGGGAGCCUAGGGGAGAACAGCUCCCCCAUCUUUGGUUUACACAAAGAGUAUGCAAAACUCCUGUAUUAUAAUUUGAUAGAAAUUGAGUUCAAUUCAGUUUUAUUUGUAUAACACUUUUAACUUUUAACAAUUUUAACAACAGCUUUACAGACAUUCUGAUAUAAAUUUUUUUUCUUGAAAUUUUUUCUCUAAUGAGCAAGCCAGAGGCGAUGAUGGAAAUUUGGUCUGGAUGGAAAUGUAAUUUAUGGAAUGGCAUAAUGAUAAUCAGGUUGGUGAUGUAAUGCAGUUUCACACAGCUUUAAAAUGUUUUCCUUCAGUAAUGGUUUAAUGAUGUGUAUAUACAUUUGAUCAUUAAAGUUCAUUUUGCUGGUUUGGUGUCAUCUAUAUUAUACAGAAUAUAAUAACGAGAUAUUUUGUUACAUUUUGAUGCCAAAACUCACAAACAAGGAAUAAUGAAAACUUAGGUACAGCCAUUUAUUCGUCAUAUCCUGGCUCCCAAGUGGUACAACAGAAAAGAGUAUGCCCUGUCAUCUGGAAAUUGUGCAUUUGAAUCCUGAGCAGUAGAAAAUGGGGUUAAAAAGAUCCCCCACAUCCAAAAUAAAAUGUGUCACAUCCAUAAUGCCAGUUUUUCUUUCUAAAUGAUGUAUUCACAAAACAAGAAAUAUUUUAAAAUCUAUACCUUUUGUGUUCUCUUUCAUGUUAUACAUAUGUAUAAUGGUUUUGGCAAUUGUCUUUAAAAUUCAAAGAGUUUAUAGACGAUGUGUAGUCUCCCACAUAAGUUUGUCUACUUGAUGUCACAUGCACAUCUGUUUGAAACAUUGGAUAUACAGUGGAUGUACAGUGGAUAUACAGUGGAUGUACAGUGGUUUUGGGCCAAAAUAGAGUAUUUAGAGCUAUCCAUGAUUCCUUCUUGAUCUUGAUCCCUUUUCACGAUCUUGACUAGAGCCCCAUUGCUAUCUGAAUAGAAGCAGCCCCAUUGCUAUCUGAAUAGCAUGAUACUGCCUCCACCAUGCUUCACCAGGCCACCUUACCCUAUAGCCCAGGCAUGUGAAGAAUAUGAGAGAUUGUUAUCACAUGCAGGGAGUGACCAGUAUCUGCCAGAUAUUCCAGCAGCUCCUUUAAUAUUGUUGUAUGUCUCUUUGCAGCCUCCUUGAUAAGCCUCCUUUUCUUUUUGUCCUAUUGUCAAUUUUAGAGGGAUGACCUGCUCUUGGUUAUGUCACUGUGGUGCCCAAUUUUCUCCACUUGUUGAUGAUGGCCUUAAUAGUGUUCCAUGGUACAUCCAGUGUUUUGGAUGUUAUUUUGUACCCCUUUCCUAAUCAAUGCAUUUCGACAAUGGGAGCCCAUACGUGUAUGAUAAAUACAUUUAAACAUUAUUGUAAAUAUGA